UUUUUGUUUUGUUUUAGAUAACGUUUUCCCGCUCUAAAUGUUUAUUGGAUUUGCAAAUGCAAAUGAUUUACUUAAUUUAAAAUUGCCAUUAUAAGCCUUAAAAACACAUUACACGUAGACAUGGGUAAAUCAGUUGCCGGCGCUCCACAAGGUGGUACGCCAAAAAGAUCAAAACCGUUAAUUGAAAAGUGUACUACUCCUUGUAGUGUUAAAUUAAAACCGUUAAAGAGUAGUGUUUUUAACAAGAAAUAUUCAGAAAUGAGCCCAAAGAAACAAUCUGCAAAUAAAACGCCGGGGAAGACUUCAAAAAUUUUGGUUGUAUCUACUGAAAACACACCUCAGACUCACAUGGAAUUUAGCCAAGAGCUAAAGAAAGUAUUAAAUGAACGAAAUGUUUUAACGUCUAAAACAAGAAAAACAGUAUUUGAUGCUUUAGAUGAAAUAAAGACAAAAGGUGAAGAAGAGAACCGAUUGUAUAAACGAGAAAAAGCCCUUCUUGAGAUUAUAGAAAGUGAAACAAAAUAUGUUCAUCAGUUGGAGAUGAUUAUAAAUUUCUUUUUAAAUCCUUCAGUAGACAAAAAGUUACUGAAAGGUGAAGACUUUGAAUCUUUGUUUGGUAAUAUUUUACCAAUAUAUAAUGUUAAUAAAGAAUUACUGGAAGAAUUGGAAAAAAGUUCAAGUAAUGUUGCAAAAGCAUUUUACAAGGUUGCGCCAUUUUUUAAGCUAUAUUCUGUGUAUGCCUGUGAGUUUAAAAACAUAUUGAAAAUUCUUCAGAAUGCAAGAUCACUUAACCCCAACUUUGCAAAAUUUGUGCAAAAUCAGGAGACCCGACCAGAAGUCCAGAAUAAACUAUCUGCUCUUCUAAUCACACCUAUCCAAAGGGUUCCGAGGUACAAGUUACUACUCACACAAUUACUAAACCUAACAAAACCGACUGAAGACGAUUAUGUGAGUCUUAAGGAAUGUCUAGAAAAAAUUGAGGAUGCCGCUGAACAUAUCAAUAAAAUAGUCGAAGACCAAGAAAAUAUGCAGAGGCUACUAGAAUUACAGAGGUCAUUGAAAAGUGGAGAACCGAACAUUGUAACACCAGGCAGGACCUUAGUAAAAGAAGGAAUUCUCAUAAAAAUGGGGACAAAAAAUUCCCCAAGUGAAAAACUAUACACUGUUUUAAUGAACGAUAUUAUUUUAUUUGCUAAAACUAAAAAAGAAGAGUUACAGGUUAACUCUCUGAAAUGUAUGAGCAUCUUUCCGUUAGGAAAAUGUAAAGUUCUGGAAAUUCUCGAUAAGGGAUGUAUGAAAAUUUUAUGCCAAAAUGACGAGCUUGUGCUUUAUCAUGACCAAUUUAGUGAGACAAAAAUUUGGAUAGAAACCCUUAAAGAAGCAAUCGAGAGCCAUUUGUCUGGAAAGAGGACCUUGAGGAAAGACAGCUCAUCCCGGAGACCGGUAAAGAGGAAAGAUAUGUUUGAGUAUCAUGAAGUAGGAAUAAGUCCCGGUCGACCAUUGAUUAAAAAAAGAAAAGUGGAACCACAAACAAAGGCUUUGAAGAUAGUGGCUACGGCAAGAAUUUCAGGACGAAAACCGAUCAUAAGAACACCCUUUGUUGAAACCACUACCAUAUCAAGUAAAACGAUUACCAAUAAUCACAUUGUAAAUGAACCUGAUCACAAUAUAGAAAAAGAAGAAGUACAUUCUCAAUUUCCCAAAAAUCAUUUAGAAUCAGAAUCUGAAACUUCCACUGAAGUCAAUCAACAUAUGUCCAAGGAGUUGCUCGUGUAUGGAAAACCACACAGUAACGAUAAUCUAAAGACUGGUUUCUUCGGUGCUGUGACUACUUCGUUAAAAAAGUUGUUUACAUUUAGAAAAUAAGUACUUUUAAGAAUUCUGCUUUAAGGUACGUUUUUACUGGAGCGGCUGUUGCGCUCAGCGCUGAACGAUCAUCGCAGACCGAUGAUCCCUAUGCGACGAUCGCAACCGGAGUGUUUUAUGUAAGCGAUAAUUAUAGUCUUCAUCCUCUUCUUCUCUAGGUGCCGUCUCCGCUUCGAAGGUUGGCAAUCAUCAGAGCGAUUUUUACUUUUUAGACCGUGGCUUCAAAUAAUUCGUUGUUACCAAAUCCAAACCAUUCCCUAAGGUUCUUCAGCCAUGCGUUACGUCCCCUUCCUUGAAGCGAAAAACGCGAUAGACUACCCCCCAGAUAAUCCAAAUAAUCGAAAAUAUUACUCCAAUCAUCCAAUAUAGCUAUCGUUCACCCUAGCGUAGCUCAGUCUCCCAAGGUGUGAGUUGGUCUUGUCCUAAUCUUAAACAUGAACUGUGAAAAUUCAGAAUGGAAGCAAACAAAGCAAUAUUUUCACUAAUCAUGUUUAUUGUUCAUAAAGAUAUAAUAAAAACAGGGACGCGCCGUCCAUAAGGGCGAAGAGGGGCGGCGCCCUGUGAGUGAAUCAAAAAGGCGCCGCGCCGGUAUGUGCCGAAAAAUAAAUUUGACAAUACCGAAAUUACUAGAAAUAUUAGUAAUAUUUUAUUAUCUUGUAAAAUUGAAAACUUAAUCGUAGGUAUCUAAAUAUUAAAAUAGCAGUUAGUAUUACUUUGAUCCCAUAAGUGUAGGAACCCUUAUUUCUAUCAUUAAACUGAAAUGUUAGUCCAUUAACUCACGGUAAAAUAUUGCAAAACCUCCGAAUUUUAGAACAGCUUAGAUUUGACAUAAAAUUUGGCAUACACAUAACUAACAUGCCAAAGAAAAUAAGUGAUAUUGUAUCAGCGUGUGCGUUUGCCCUGGGAGUGAGUACCACAUCGUCUCAGAGGUGAAAAAAUACAAGUUCAAAAUAAGACCGGAGGUGGACAAACUGACGAAUUGUAAGUAGUAUGUAACUUUAAAGAUAAAUUAUAAAGUUUUCGAUAAAGUCGAUCAUCAUCAUCCAGCCUCAAAAGUCCACUGCUGAACAUAGGCCUCCUCCCCUCGUUUCCAACCCCAUCUAUCCUGCGCCGCCCUCAUCCAGUUUUUAUUUACCUUUCUCAAGUCGUCAGUCCAUCUUGUAGGC
Messenger RNA from Diabrotica virgifera virgifera (western corn rootworm), 3032 nucleotides. RefSeq names its product rho guanine nucleotide exchange factor 39 (gene RhoGEF4). Gene Ontology annotation, biological process: intracellular signal transduction. NCBI's taxonomy places the organism in Eukaryota, Metazoa, Arthropoda, Insecta, Coleoptera, Chrysomelidae. Bases 121 to 1866 code for a protein of 581 amino acids. Gene Ontology annotation, molecular function: guanyl-nucleotide exchange factor activity. The transcript has 5 exons. The record is from RefSeq and is a predicted model, not a curated record. Gene Ontology annotation, cellular component: cytoplasm.